GAUUUGCUGCUUAUCCCGUUGACUUGCGGGACGACGAGGGAGGAGAGGAAGAAGAAGAAACGAAGGAGGACGUCGAAAAAGACUCGGCUCACGUGGUCUGCUUACCUUUGCGUUUGUCCUGAUUUGUUUCCCGCCGACUUCCAGCCAUCUCCAACUCCAUCGAACGAACAGCAAGCUCACCGGCGCAUCUGCAUCGACAAACAUCGAUCUUCCCUUUCGACGCCAGCAGGCUGCGAGGAGGACAGACACCUAGUGUCGCAAUGGCUGUUCGAUCUCUCCCCAGAAGCCUCUCGAGGCAGCUGGCCUUUGUCAGACCCUAUGGAACGGUGCAGAGCAGCAUCCCCAAGCCGGCGGCUUCUGCUUCUUCUCCAGCCGCAGUCGCACCAUCUCCCACGAGCUCGCUGCCGGCAGCACUGCAGGAUGCGAUUGCGGCCAGCGCGCCCCGUACAUCCUGGACCCGCGAGGAGAUCACUCAGAUAUACCAGACUCCCCUUAACCAGCUGACUUUUGCUGCUGCCGCUGUCCACCGUAACUUCCAUGACCCUGCGGCUAUCCAGAUGUGCACGUUGAUGAAUAUUAAGACCGGUGGAUGUAGUGAGGACUGCUCAUAUUGCUCUCAAUCGUCAAGAUACGAUACCGGCCUUAAGGCAACAAAACUAAGCAGUGUAGACUCUGUCCUGGAGGCUGCUCGCAUCGCCAAGGAGAACGGGAGCACCAGAUUUUGCAUGGGUGCUGCAUGGCGUGAUAUGCGCGGUCGAAAGUCCAACCUGAAGAAUAUCAAGGCAAUGGUCAGCGGUGUGCGCGAGAUGGGCAUGGAGGUCUGUGUUACACUCGGCAUGAUUGAUGGUGAACAGGCAAAGGAGCUGAAGGAGGCCGGCCUGACUGCCUAUAACCACAAUGUCGAUACAUCAAGAGAAUUCUACCCUUCCAUCAUCACUACCCGGUCUUACGAUGAGCGUAUUCAGACUCUUGGCCACGUCCGCGAUGCUGGAAUCAAUGUCUGCUCUGGCGGUAUUCUUGGCCUUGGUGAGGAAGACUCAGACCGUGUGGGGUUGAUUCACACUGUUGCUACCCUGCCUGCUCAUCCAGAAUCUUUCCCUGUCAAUGCCCUGGUACCUAUCAAGGGCACUCCUCUAGGCAACAGGAAGAUGAUUGAAUUUGACAAGCUGCUGCGAACAGUUGCUACGGCUAGAAUUGUCCUUCCUGCCACUAUCGUUCGUCUAGCAGCUGGCCGUAUCUCCUUGACAGAGGAGCAGCAAGUUACUUGCUUCAUGUCUGGCGCAAAUGCUAUCUUCACCGGUGAGCGAAUGCUUACAACCGACUGCACCGGCUGGGAUGAGGAUAAGAAGAUGUUCGACAAAUGGGGAUACUAUCCUAUGAAGAGCUUUGAGCGUGGAGAAUACAAGGGAAUUGCGGAAAAGCAAUCUUCUUCAGUUAGCGACGUUGUCGUCGAACCGGCCCAGCCUGCUGCAGCCCCAGCUUCAUAGACUCCUUUCCAUAUUGCCCACUUGGGCUGUUAUUAUUUUACAUUUCACUUGUGCCCAACCAUUGAUUUGUAUAUUCAUGACCAAAAUAUAUCAUCAUUUUCGUGCCCGUAGGCUACAUCUAUACAUUUAUAGAAACCGCCCUUUUUCAUACCAUCCAGGGAAAGGCUAUGUACUUUUAUCCUAUUCAUCCAUUUUUUUAAUUUUUCAACAUCUUAGGGUCGCAUAUCGAACAGUAACCUCCUCCUGAACGCC
Messenger RNA from Trichophyton rubrum CBS 118892, 1739 nucleotides. Its product is annotated as biotin synthase. Gene Ontology annotation, cellular component: mitochondrion. The record is from RefSeq and is a predicted model, not a curated record. Gene Ontology annotation, biological process: biotin biosynthetic process. Gene Ontology annotation, molecular function: biotin synthase activity; 2 iron, 2 sulfur cluster binding. The transcript has 2 exons. Bases 261 to 1487 code for a protein of 408 amino acids. NCBI's taxonomy places the organism in Eukaryota, Fungi, Ascomycota, Eurotiomycetes, Onygenales, Arthrodermataceae.